AUGCUAAGUAAUCAUCGCGUUAUGUAAUAUUAUUAUCGGAUGUUCGAUUGCGGAAAAGAUGAGCCAUAGUUUAAAAAUAACUUAAAACGACUAUAAAAACGCCUGCUUUCCUUCAUUCGUGUCUUAGUUGCGCGUGUACAAGUUUGAAGCACAAUGUCGAAGUCUACGAUGCUGUACUUUCUCGUUCUAUGCAUUGGCGUUAGUCUAAUAGCUGCUCGCGCUUCGGACAGACGUUGUCCUAAGGCUAAUCAAGAGUGGAGUGGAUGUGGUUCGGCUUGCCCCAGCAGAUGUGGCCAAGGAGAACCACGAUUUUGUACAAUGCAAUGCAUCAUUGGGUGUCGGUGCAAGCCAGGCUUCAUGCUACGCAAUGAUGGCGAAUGUGUACGACUAGAAGACUGCUAACUUCUUUUGUCUCGAUAUCUAUUGCGAUUGAUACUUUUUUAUGUGACGAGUAAAUAAUAGAAUAGACAUGACUGUUUUCAUGUUCAUUUGCACAGCUCUAGUGAUUAUAUAUAACUUUGAGUUUGUUUAUUUAUUUCAAAAUUUUAUAGUUUAGGUUACUUUUUACACGGAAAUAUGCUCACAAACAUAUGCAAUUGUAAAACUAAUAAAUUUAAGCAGAAAAAUAAAGAUUUAUGUACAAAACAUACUUAACUGGUCAGUUUAACACAGGAUUUUUCCAGGAAGCCUUUUCCGAGCUCGCAUAGCAACAAAGCUAUCCUUUGCACAUCGCUUUAUAUAAUAUUACUAUCAAACGUUUGAUCGUGGAAAAGACAUUCAUUGUUUUUGAAAUAGUGCGCAGAAUUGAGUAUAAAAACAUUGUUUUCCUUCAUUCCUGUAUCAGUUGCACGUUCAGAUUUGAAGCAUAAUGUUGAAAAACAGCGUACUGUGUCUUCUUUUUUUAUGCAUUAUUGUCAGCCUGAUUUCUGUUCGUAGGUAGUCUAAUAGAAAACCAAUAAGAAUUAAUAUUUUUAAAUUCCAUAAGAGAUCCAAUAAAAUAAAAAACAUUGAUAUUCAAUAGACGCUUCGGACAGCCGUUGUCCUAAGCCUAAUCAAGCGUGGUAUGAAUGUGGUUCGGCUUGUCCAAGAAGAUGCAGCCAGAAAGCAGCACAACUAUGUACAAUGAAUUGCGUUCGUGAAUGUCAGUGCGACACCGGCUACGUUCUUCGCGAUGAUAGCGAGUGCGUUCUACCAGAAGACUGCUGACUUCUUUCUAUUCAAUAUCUGUCAUGAAUAAUUUACUAUUGUUAGUUUCGUGUAGUGUUCUCAUUUAUUUGCAUAAUUGUUAACGUUAUGUUAUUUUUACUUAGUAAGUAAAUAAAUAAAUCAAUAAGGUAUGCAAAACAGUUAUUUUCGAUAAGCAGGAAAACAAUGAGUUAGAGGUAUGAGGAAAUACGGAGAAUUACUCUGUCCUUGAUACAUAAUUUUCUUUAUCAGAGGUUUGAUUAUUAAAGAGAUUUAUAACGCCUUAAUAGAGUAUAAAACAGUUGCUUUUUAUGUACGUUUCUUCGUUAAUGCAUCAGUUUCUUGCGAAAGUUUAGAGUAUAAUGUCGAAACUCACCGUUUCGUGUCUUCUCGUACUGUGUAUCUGCGGUAGUGUGAUUACUAUUGAUGCUGCGUCUCUUUUUUGUCGCAAACCUAAUCAAGAAUGGACCGAAUGUGGUUCAGCUUGUCCAAGGACAUGCGACCAGCUGGAAGAUCGAUUAUGCAUACAGCAAUGCAUUCGAGGAUGUCGAUGCAAUAGAGGCUACAUCUUGAAUAAUCAUGGCGAAUGUGUACUACCAAAAUACUGUUGAUUGUUUUUAACGCACCAUUAAAUAAUAAAUAUAUACUUAUAUAAUAAA
Messenger RNA from Nasonia vitripennis (jewel wasp), 1844 nucleotides. RefSeq names its product chymotrypsin inhibitor (gene Acp62F). Bases 1548 to 1796 code for a protein of 82 amino acids. The transcript has 6 exons. Lineage: Eukaryota; Metazoa; Arthropoda; Insecta; Hymenoptera; Pteromalidae. The record is from RefSeq and is a predicted model, not a curated record.